UCGGAGUGUUUUUUUAGGUGCCCCUCUAGUUGAAGUGACCAUUUAACUCAAGCGUCCAUUACUUUCUAGAAAUUUAAAACCAUUCAAGAUCAUAUUUUCUACCUCAACUUGGCCACAAUGGCAGGGAACUUUUGGCAGAGUUCACAUUACCUACAGUGGGUCCUGGAUAAGCAGGAUCUGCUGAAAGAGCGUCAGAAAGAUCUGAAGUUCCUCACAGAGGAGGAGUACUGGAAACUGCAGAUAUUUUUUGCGAAUGUAAUCCAGGCCUUGGGGGAACACUUGAAACUGAGACAGCAGGUCAUUGCCACGGCAACUGUCUACUUCAAGAGGUUUUAUGCUAGAUACUCUUUAAAGAGCAUAGACCCAGUGUUGAUGGCUCCUACUUGUGUGUUUCUAGCUUCUAAAGUGGAGGAAUUUGGAGUUGUUUCAAACACUCGCCUUAUUUCUGCAGCAACCUCUGUGUUGAAAACACGAUUCUCCUAUGCCUUUCCUAAGGAGUUCCCAUAUAGAAUGAAUCAUAUCUUGGAGUGUGAGUUCUACCUACUGGAGCUUAUGGACUGCUGUCUGAUUGUGUACCACCCCUACAGACCUUUAUUGCAGUAUGUUCAGGAUAUGGGUCAGGAGGACAUGCUCCUCCCCCUAGCAUGGAGAAUAGUGAAUGAUACGUACAGGACAGACCUAUGUCUGCUCUAUCCUCCCUUCAUGAUAGCUCUUGCAUGUUUGCAUGUAGCGUGUGUGGUGCAGCAGAAGGACGCCCGGCAGUGGUUCGCUGAGCUCUCUGUGGACAUGGAUAAGAUCUUGGAGAUUAUCAGAGUAAUCCUGAAGCUUUAUGAUCAGUGGAAAAACUUUGAUGACAGGAAGGAAAUGCCUGCCAUAUUAAACAAAGUUCCCAAACCCAAGCCACCACCCAACAGUGAGAACGAUCAGAGCUCCAACGGGAAUCAGAACAGCUCAUACAGUCAGUCUUAAAGCUCACCUCUGCAGAGGCAGCCAAGGGGAGUCCAGACCAAACACAGCAGCGCACCAUGGACAUCUGACUUCUGUUCAUGUCAAGAACCCCAUUUGUUUUGAUGAUGGAGGAUGAUGCAAACUCAAUUUGUAGGCUGUCUCUACAUCCAUUCGAGGUCUGCCCUUAUGAUCUCCAGCAGCAAGAGCAGUUGUGAUGUCACUGUUUCCUCCACCAAUCAGAGUCUGUGUUAAGCUAAUGUUUGCUUACUGAAUGGAGCCACAAUGUUGGCCUCAGCUAACCAGUGAUGGAAUACUGCUAGGACUCUGAGGUGUUGCUUCAAUAUGGCUGUACUGUGUCAUACUGUUGGCUUAUCAUUACGGCCACAUACACACGCACUCACACACACACACACACCUGCCUGUGAAGUGUGCUCAGCUAUGUUGUUCUUUAUCCUGAUCCUGACUUCCUUGAAGAAUCCCAUGAAGCAAGUGCUCUAUGGGAACAAGAAAACUUGACCAUUGUUUCCGCAUUCUGUGUGCGCGCAUGUGUAUAUGUGCAAGGUUGUGUGUGUGUGUGUGUGUGUGUGUGUGUCUGUCUGCGCGCCUCUUGUUGACCAUAUCACAGGUUGUAUUCCUCAGGGAAAAAGCAGUUUACUCCACAGAAGGCUGUCUGUGAAAUAACUGGUCACAGGGCUACGUGAAAGUGAUCUCAUUGGACCCUUGUACUGUGUACUCUAAUCCUGAUUGGAUAUUUUUCCUGUCUUUUGUUGCAGUUUGGCAUAGGCACUGUGAAUGAGAAAGAACAGGUUAUAUUUUUUUCUUUAGAAGUUCUUGUCCCCCCCCCCCCAAAAAAAAAACCUGCACUUGUAAAUAUGCUUUUAUAAUGUAUAUUUAAAAAGUAAUCUUCAGAUUAAUUUACUUCGUAUUUGCCUAUAACCAAACACUUAUUUUAAUUUUAUGUCUUGUUGAAAAUAUUAUGUAGAUUUAUUUUACUGCUGUUAGGUGUAGUAUGUGAUGUUUGUGUAUUUCAAACAUCCAGCAGCCUAAUGGCUGUGUUUUUCCCAUAGCCAGUAUGUGUAAUUAGGUUUUGAACAUUAUUGUUUUUUCUGUUGAAAGGAUCAAGAGAUGUUUUCUCUGAUUGAUCAUUACGUUUCUCACAGGGGCCUUUGAUUGUACAACAGCAAAAUACUAUUCUUUGGCACAAAAAUUAAUUUGUAUUAGUGCUGUUUUGGUAUCCUUUUUGGAUGUGUGCCAGCUCAAUAUAGUUCUCCCGUGAUAUGGCUUUUUCUUUUUGUUUUGUUUGUUUGGGUGUAAUACUUUCCUGUAAAUAUUUUUAAGGAGUCCAAGUGGAGUAGAAGGUAUUUGAAUUUUGUCUUGAUUUUUUUGAGUGUCACAGAUUGAAUGCCUUAUUCAAUAAAGCUGCUGGUUUGAACAAG
Molecule: messenger RNA, 2384 nt
Organism: Electrophorus electricus (electric eel)
Lineage: Eukaryota; Metazoa; Chordata; Actinopteri; Gymnotiformes; Gymnotidae
Gene: ccnc
Product: cyclin C
Biological process (GO): regulation of transcription by RNA polymerase II
Molecular function (GO): cyclin-dependent protein serine/threonine kinase regulator activity
Source: RefSeq, a predicted model, not a curated record